AUGGCGUCAGCUCGUCAGCAAAAAGAACUCGAAACGAAAGCUAGAUUAGCUUUAGCGACAACAAAAGAUCCAUUAGAGCGUUUGCGUGCAGCGUGCCUUGCUCGAGGAGCUCAAGGUAUAAAGGGCUUAUCAAUUUUGUUUCGUGUCAUGGAUGAUGAUGGAAAUAGGAAAUUAAGUGUUGACGAGUUUAAGAAGGGAGUCGAAGAAUAUGGUCUGAAUUUGUCCAAAACGGAAAUUGAAGAUCUCUUUCGUGCAAUGGAUGCCGACAGAAAUGGUAGCAUCGAUUAUGAAGAAUUUCUUCGUCGAUUACGACCACCAAUGAACAACUUUCGUUUGGAUCUGAUUGCUAAAGCAUUUGCUAAACUUGACAGAAACCAUGAUGGUCAAAUAACAGUCGAAGAUUUGCGUGGCAUCUACAAUGUUAAAAAUCAUCCGAAGUACAUGAACGGUACGUGGACCGAAGAUCAAGUCCUAAGGAAUUUCCUCGAUUGUUUUGACUAUGGCACUCAUAAAGAUGGCAUAGUAACACGUGAUGAAUUUUUCGAUUACUAUUCAGGUUGGAAACGACACGAAGGAGCAAUAGAAGAUGAGACCAAAAGAAUCCGGUUAGCAAUGGAUUCACGUUCAUGGUGCAGGCAAGCCACUCUUUUUUCAAUUGGAAAAUAUAAUUUUCGAAACCAGAACGCCGUUGGUUCUCAAUCGUUUCCUAAUAAAGAUGCGUCGUUGCCAGACAACAAGAAAAGUCCUCAAUCGACUGAUGCAUCUUCGUUGAUUAAUUUUACCAAUGCUAGCGCAGUCGAAUUACGAAUCAAUACAAAUAACCAAUUAGAAAAAAUUGAUUCGCAUGGACCUGACGAGCCUGUGGUCAUCACACGACGGCAUUCGAAGCCGAGUCGACAUAGUUCUAUACAGAAAAUCACGUCCGAAAUCCGUGAACAUCAACUUCAACGAUACAGAAAUUAUCAGAAUCGUCUGACUGAACAUGCACUCUAUUCCUUGAUGAUUUCAGCCGAUGGCAUCGAAUGUUAUAGUACGGAGUGUGAACCAUCUGUCUUUACUACAUCAUAUCGAUGUCGAAUAUCAGAAUUCGAAGCGUUGCGUUCAAUCAAUGAUCAAGAUAUAAAACCUAAUGCUUCUUACAUCUCUUUAAAUAAUUUAUCGGAUCUAAUUGAUCACGAACCUAAUGUUUCAAGAAAGAACUCAUUCGCACGUUCAUCUAGUCAUAUCCUAAUGCACAAACCUUCAUUAUUCCUUGCCGAUAUAUUUAAUAAAAUGACACAUGAACAACGUUCCAGAUCGAUUGUUGAAUUGGCUAAACUACAUGACCAUUUGACUAAAUCAAAUACUGCGAUAAAUAAACUACAACGGACUACAUCGCUGCCAAAUUUAAACAAAACAGCAGCAAGAUUACAUAGUGUCACAUCUUUGGUCACUGAGGAACCGAGCACAGAUGUGUCAUUGAAUGAAUCUCAUUUAAAAACGCCCGUCGAUCAGCGUAAAAGCAAUUUGAAUAAAGAAAAUGCGACCGAUCACAAGAUACGCACAUCAAAACAGACUGCUCAACUUGCGCACACGGACAGUUCAUCGACAACUUCGUCUAUAAUUCCAUCAACUACAACACACCUGCCAACAGUAAAAUCAUCUCCAAGUAUUUCGCAAUCGACUAGUCGAUCUCUUUUAUACGAUCAUACAAUUGUAGUUUCGACAAAAUCACCUGACGUAGCAAAGGUGAAUGAGAUUCAUACACAAAAAUUCCCACCGAAAGCAAGUGAAUCUACGCCUCACUCUAUUUUCUUCUCAUCAACGCCGCCAUCUUCUCAUAUUCCUUUGUUAAAGAACGAAGGUACUCUUGAGAUGAAGUUAAAUGAUGUUACUCACCAUCUUUCUCAAAAAGGCACUGCCAUAUCAUCAGCAAACGACGAAACAACAUUCAGCUUUGCAAGGAUGUCUUCAAAGCUAAAAGACGCAACUUUACCUAGCACGUCUGACGAGAUAGCAGCAAAGUCCGAAGCAUUAGCUGCACCACCAAACACAACUGACGACGAUACUUCUAGGACAACUCAAUUAACAGCGACAUCGACCGUUCGAACAAUAACUGAGAAUACCAACAAUGACGAUGAACAAUUAAAACGCAGUAGUUUAGGUCUUGCACGCGACUCACUGGAACUUCUUCGCAACAAUACACCUCAUCAUCGAACUAGCGAUGAACAACUUCGAAGUCCGCAAUCAAAUGCCGAUCAUACUCCUCAAAAGCAUAAAUCCGUUUUAAAACCGCGAGAUAUGAGCUCGGAUGCUUUGCUAACACCAAAACUCAUCUCAUACAUUGACGUGGACCAAUUCAAGGAUGAUAAAUACUCGAGAGAGCAACAAAUACAACGUCGUUCUCUUACCAUGGAAGAUGGUGGAACCAUAAUCUCAUGCACGAGCCCAAAGCCUAAACGUGACUCGUUGACUCUACUUCAACAGCAUCAGUCCGAAACGUUAUCUUUUCGCUCUGGUCAUUAUCAUUUAUCGAAUUAUGAUGAUAAACAUGUGGAGUUCAUUCGUGAACCAGGCAACACUAUCACACCUGUUCUACACAAAUAUGUCCUUCACAAACAUGUAAAUCCCACAUUUUGCAAUGGCUACUAUCAUCAUAUUCUGUAUCCCAUCCUUGAUGCAUCGGAACGAUCGAAAAGUGAAACAUCACUGAUCAACCAUCAGUGUAAUGUCGAUGUCGAUAGUCGUAGACGACGUUUGUGUCCGAAUACAACUUCUCGACAACAUACAUCACAAAUUUCACUGACAUCCAUAGCAAUACCACGUACAGAGACAAAUGAAGAAGUGUAUUUGACAAAAAAAGACUACGACAGAAUGGUUCACUUGAUUAUAACAUCAUUAUUGAGAAAGAAAAAGUAA
Messenger RNA from Adineta ricciae, 2898 nucleotides. NCBI's taxonomy places the organism in Eukaryota, Metazoa, Rotifera, Eurotatoria, Adinetida, Adinetidae. The record is from the annotation of a GenBank genome assembly.